AAGCUCAACCUACAAGAAAAUAAAAAUAUAAAGUUUUGUUAAAAUCUAAUGCUUAUUAAGUGUAGAUUAAGCUAUCCAUUUCUUGUUUUUUAUUUUUGUAUUCCAUCAAAUCAAAAUCAUUGCUUUCUACUUCAGUUUGCUUCAAAUAUGUGUAGAAAAACAAUACUUCAAAGUUAUUUUUUCUAAAUUUGUCCUUACACUAGUUCAUUAAAAUGAACUAACCUCGUCCAAACAAAAGCACAAUAAAAUCGAGUGUUAAUAAAAUAUGCUGUAAGAAUCAGCGAAAAACGGGGGCAAAAAGGGGGGGCUGAGGGUCCAGCUGGAGUCAACCGGGAAACUUUUGAAGAAUCAACUACUGCACGCCUUUAAUUCUUCACCAUGGCUUUGGCGGACGAGAGCAACUACACCUAUGUCAAACAGGUGGCCCUUGACUGGCGGGAACUGGUGCGUGAGAAGCGCCAGACCAUGACCUUGUCUCCCACAAUAAGUAUGCUGGCAGAAGAGUCCCAACUGCGGAUGGCGGAACCAAAGUCCCGGACACAGUCGAUGAUCCCGGCCGAGAGGAGGGACUCCAGCUUUUACCGACACCGUUUCUCGCAGCAGCCUAAGGAGCCUAUUGAGAUCGAACACCGGGAAGGAUCGAUGGAGGCGAGCCGCAUUCGGGUCAAUGAUGACGUUCAACUGUACAUCUACCAGCCGAUCCGGGUCACCGACUCUGUUCGGGCCUCGGUCCAUGCCAUGUCCCCCAGUGACAUCAGCAUGACUUCCACCAAACUGGAGGACCCCAUUAAUUUGGCAAAUCCAGUUCCACUACCAGAGCCCAAGUCGCCAUAGUCAGAUUCUCUGUUUCUGUUAACGAUGAUAAAAAUAUUAGCAACCGUAAUAAAAAAAGAGAGCUUUUCUCGUGUCCCCACCCCCACAAAAAGUUGUUAUAAGUAAAUAAAUUCCGUACAAUUACCCUA
Molecule: messenger RNA, 962 nt
Organism: Drosophila rhopaloa
Lineage: Eukaryota; Metazoa; Arthropoda; Insecta; Diptera; Drosophilidae
Exons: 1
Coding region: 379-834 (151 amino acids)
Source: RefSeq, a predicted model, not a curated record